This is a messenger RNA of Suillus plorans, 690 nucleotides long. RefSeq lists its product as uncharacterized. The record is from RefSeq and is a predicted model, not a curated record. The transcript is spliced from 6 exons. Lineage: Eukaryota; Fungi; Basidiomycota; Agaricomycetes; Boletales; Suillaceae. The coding region runs from base 1 to 690 and encodes 229 amino acids.
AUGCACACUCGUUCUCGCUUGCUCGCACUCAUUCUUGCUGGCCUGUAUGCAUUGGUUCUCGCCAGUACCACUUGUUCUUGCUUGUACAUGCCCACUUUCACUUGUUUAUUUCUCAUUGUUCGUGUUCAUUCUCGCCCGCACACUUUCAUUCUUGUCUGCAUGUGUUCAUUCUUGCCUAGUUCAGGUGCACUGGAGAAGCUCGUGAGCGCUCCAUUCAUGCUUAUGGCUGAGGUUUCUGCUGCCGCUCGCAUUCAGGCCUUAAAUCAACACUUACAGCCUCCGCACAAGCCUCUCGUUCACUAUCGCGAGCCUCAAUUUCAACCCUCAAAACCUCACCAACCUCUCAUUCACCCUCGCAAGCCUCAAUGUCAAUCAGACCGUCAUGUGCCCACCACACAGCAAGAAUGGAUGACUCGCACCAGAAGGUCAGACCACCCUCUCGCAUCCUCUCGUACAUCCAGCGCACCCUCUCGUACAUCCAGUGCACCCUCCCAUACAUCCAGUGUACCCUCUCGCAUCCUCCCUCGUACCCUCUCGUAUCCUCUCUCAUACCCUCUCACAUCCUCCCUUCAUACCCUCUCAUAUAUUCAGCGCAUCCUCCUUCAUACCCUCUCAUAUAUCCACUGCACCCUCCCGCACCCUCUCUCGCACCCUCUCGCACCUACAAUGCACCCUUCAGGGAUGUAUUAA